AUCAGACUCUUCAGGGAGAUCGGUGUAGGAGGGGCUCUGACAUAUAUAGCCAGCCCACAGAUGGUUAGACCUGCCCAGAGACUAGCAGGGGAGUCAGGUCCCAGGAAGUCCAGAUUAAGAAGAAUCCAAGAAGGCAGGAGGCUGUGGGAGAGAAGAGCCCUGACUUCUGCCAACCUUCACCAUCAUGGACCCUCGAGGCUUCCUCCUGAUGUUGCUGCUGCUGCUAAUGAUACUGAGUCACGACCACAAUAGGCUGUUGGCUCUCUUCAAGAAAAAACAUUAUUGGUCAUGCCCCCAACUCAAGAUGAAGUGCCUUUACAAAGAGUUUCCUGAUUGCUUGAGUGACAAAAACUGCAAAAUCCAUGAGAAAUGUUGUCAUUUAAGCUGUGGGAUGAGAUGCUUGGGCAUUGAUGACAACCCAUGUGAGGAGAUUCCCACUGUUAAACCUUGUGCCCAAUCUAUAACCCGCUGGUACUUCAAUAUUACAAAAAAUCGUUGUUUACCCAUUGAGUUCAACCAAUGCAGUAGAAGCAAAAACAACUUUCAGACUCGUGAAGUUUGCAGAAGGACCUGUUUAGAAUUUGGACAUGGAACACCAAUAAAACUCUUUGAGCUCGAAGGAGAGCCAUUUACUGUGCUAAUUUAGGCAAAUGCAGCUCUCUGACGCGCUUCAGGAAUCUCUGUUUCACAGAGCAGCAGCAUCUCAGAACUGCAGAGCAUCUCAGAGGUCAUCUUGUCUUCUAUCUACUUCUCCAGACUCUCCUCCCCAACAUCCCAUUGCAAGGCGUCCUCCAGCAUCUCCUUAAAGGCCUUUAGGGAUGGGGCGCUCACUCCUUUCUGAAGCUAUCCAUUCCAUUUUUGCAUAUCAGAAAGUUUGAUCAUAUGCACAAGGUUCCCCAGGAAGUCAGUACAAAACUUGGGAUCAGAAUCCUUCAUAUCCUGACACUUCUUAGAUGUGAGACCCCGUGUAAGGCAUUUCCCCUUUACUAGCCUUAUUUUUCUCCUCUGUCCCAUGAGGGGGGUGGGAUUUGAGGGUCUCCCAGGUCCCUUCCAGCUCUAAUUUAUGAGCGGUCUCUCUCCAGAAUGAUGGAAAAUCUGCCUGGAAUUGUGGGAGAAAUGCUGAGCAUGGUGGAUCUCACAUUGUCAGCAGUGAUUGUAGGACAAAAGGUCUCCUCUGGGGGACGACAGUGAAUAGACAUGUAAACAUGGCUCCCCAAGGCCAAGAGGAUCAUGAUGGUCCCCAAACACCAAGAUCCGAGACUUUUUUUUUUGUAGUCGAGUCAUUUCAGUAGCGUCCAACUCUUCAUGAUCCCAUUAGGACUUUUUUUUUUU
This is a messenger RNA of Sarcophilus harrisii (Tasmanian devil), 1332 nucleotides long. Its product is annotated as eppin-like. The record is from RefSeq and is a predicted model, not a curated record. Gene Ontology annotation, molecular function: serine-type endopeptidase inhibitor activity. The coding region runs from base 185 to 646 and encodes 153 amino acids. The transcript is spliced from 4 exons. Gene Ontology annotation, cellular component: extracellular region. Lineage: Eukaryota; Metazoa; Chordata; Mammalia; Dasyuromorphia; Dasyuridae. Gene Ontology annotation, biological process: negative regulation of peptidase activity.